ACAGCGAAACAACGUUUGAUUUUUAUCAGACAUGGUUUGCUUCUGUUUCUUGGUGGAUCAGAGAAGGAAGGUGCGGCGGAGCAAGCCAGCGGCGGGAAGCUGCUCGCGGUGCGGCGGCGGAGCCAGUGUGGCAGAUAUGAUGACACAAACCAGAUUUUGCUACGUUCCCUUUUACUCCAAAUCUUGGAGAGCUGUUAUAUGCACUUUUUGCGGAGCCAUUCUCAAGUCUUACAGAUGAGCACUGCCAUGUUCUAUAUGAACACCUUCCUUCUUUUCAGCUCUUAAUUUUCCUUCUACCAUCUUAUUAUUAUGAUUUUCAAUUUGUGAGACACACACACAUAUAUACACAAACGCAUAUUUAGAUUG
This is a messenger RNA of Abrus precatorius (Indian licorice), 366 nucleotides long. RefSeq lists its product as uncharacterized. Lineage: Eukaryota; Viridiplantae; Streptophyta; Magnoliopsida; Fabales; Fabaceae. The record is from RefSeq and is a predicted model, not a curated record. Bases 32 to 238 code for a protein of 68 amino acids. The transcript has a single exon.